AUUGUACAGCGCCCCUAGCGGAUACUUUUAAGAACUAAAAUCUUCAUAGAUUUUUUUGACGCACUCGAUAUCGAAUAUUUGAUGUAAACUCACACUACGCUUCCAUCAAUCUGCGGUCAUUCAAACGAACGCAACCCGCACCUGUAAGUUUAGAAUAUUUAGUUUAUUCCCAUUGUCCCCACCAGACUUUUUCUUGGGUGGAACUGGAAAUAUAAUUCAAUUGUUUUUUCUUAUUUCCGUUAUUUCCACCGGUGGGGACAGCGGGAAUAAAAAGUAUAUUAAAUUUUAAUUAUUUGAUUAAUUCCCGUUAUUUCCACUGGUGGGGACAACGGGAAUAAACCGAAUAUGGUUAGUUCAGUAUCCUCACUGGUGGCGGAUACAGCAACUCAUUCGGAAUGUCCACCGGGGGGACAGUGGGAAAGUAAAAUAGAUUAAGAUGAUAGCAGCGAGAUUUUUAAUGUUGUUGGUCUCUAAACAUUAUACUAUUUUUAGUAAAUUUUGCAAUGUUUUGUAACCAAGCAAUAUCAUGUAAUAUUUUAAUAUUGUUAAUGCCAUUUAAUUUAUAGAUAAUUAUACUGUUGAUAUCUUUUGUACAAAUAAAGAGGAUAUUUUAUGGUAUUAUUUGUUUUAUUUUUAGUAACCAAUAAGUUCGUAAUCUAUUAAAAUAAUGAGUAUCUCAAAUAGGUACUUACAUUAUCUCAGACUUUAUGUAUGACUAGAUACUAACUACAAAUCUUUGCUAGGGGUAUACUUAGUAGUUACUGUAUAAUCAAUGUAAAAAGUGCUUAUUCCCGUUGACCCCGCUGGUGGAUUAUUUUUUAAUUCCCAUUGUCCCCACCGGACUGAGGAGAGGGGACAAUGGUAAUUAAAAAUAUAAUACAUUGGAUUGGAGCCACCAGUGGAGAUAACGGGAAUAAACCGCAAAAAGAGUUAACUUCACAAAAAUCUUUAUUUUUUGUAUGCAAAAUUAGGUAAGUAUUCCUAAUAACAUGAAAAUUAAAAUAGCCAACUUUACGACAUACCGCCUUCAAUUAAAUUUUAACUGCCAUUUUGUUAACUCGAUCCAUGAGUAUGUAAUCAAAGAAAUAGAAAAUGUUCGUGACUUUCAGCACAUUGUGUUUCAUGGUAACAUUGCAUCAAAAUAACUGCUACAGUGUACAUUCGAAAUUGCCAGAAGUGUACGGUGAAAACGUGUAUUCUCAUCUCAAAUUCAAACAUAUAAAUGCGAUUUGUAACAACAGAAUUGAUAUUUGUUCGUCGAAUAACACGAAAAUAUGCGCUAUAAGGGUAAAAGAUAAAAAAGAAGAGUAUAGAAACUUUAAGAAUUCAUGUUUUUUGUUUUUGAGCAACAUGUGUGACAAUCCUGGAGAAGGUAAGUACCUACUGUUGUAUUUUAAAUUUGAUUUUAACAACGUCACGGGUGUGAUAAGCAUAGCUUUGCAAGAUUUUGAAAAAAUAAUAUUACAUCUCUGCUGGAUUCUAAAAAAUCAAGAGUACCACAUCAUAGAAGAUGACACGUGCGAAGUUUACCUCGAAACUAGGCGCAUUCGACGCAGAAACUCGAAAUUGAAUACUACAUCUUCCCCUUCUAACGCCACAAAGAACGCGACAUUCCCUACCCACACCUCGCCUACUCUCAACCUUCGCUCUGGCACCACCGUGAGCAUCCUAUAUGACAUCGACACGGCCUUUGACUACCACGUGUGCCCCCUGUCCUGCCCAGAGACAUAUUCCCCUGUCUGCGUGAGCGCGAACAGAGGCGCGGGCAAGUACUUCAAGCUGCUCACGUUCGUCAACCACUGCCAGGGGGACGUGUACUACUGCAAGCACUUCGACGAAUUCGCACCGCCGCCAGAUGAGGAGGAAGAGAAUGUGAACAGUUCUCCGCUCAGCUGGUCCUACUGCGGGGCUUACAGGUACAUGCAAUUCGCUCGUUUCUCUGAGGUGCUUUCCUCCAUGGGCCACUACGGCUGGCUGGCCGGCGACGAGCGCUACUCCGCCAUCUUGGCACCUGAGCAGCGGCGCCCGGGGUACGGGUAGAGAACCCACUAAGUAAUAAAAGUAAUUUAUUUUAAAAAAAACUUUUUUCUUUGAUUUUAGUUUUGUGCGAUUGGGUAACGUCAGAUAAUCUGCCA
Molecule: messenger RNA, 2135 nt
Organism: Ostrinia furnacalis (Asian corn borer)
Lineage: Eukaryota; Metazoa; Arthropoda; Insecta; Lepidoptera; Crambidae
Exons: 6
Coding region: 1093-2040 (315 amino acids)
Source: RefSeq, a predicted model, not a curated record